CAAGUGCCAUGGUUUUGACAAGGCCAUCAUUUCCCAGGCCAACACUCCAGUGGGAUCAAAGCUUGUGUACGACGGGGAAAAGAAAAGGACCCUCCAGGUGACCCCGGAGAUUUUCAGCACCUUUGCAAAGGAGCGUCCCUUCCCAAAUAAAACAUGGGACACGUGCGCUGUUGUUGGGAAUGGAGGGAUACUGACCAACAGCAGUUGUGGAAAUACGAUUGAUUCAGCUCAGUUUGUGAUCAGGUGCAACCUACCUCCUUUGAAUAACGGCUUUGAGAAACAUGUGGGCAUCAAGACCGACCUUGUGACAGCGAACCCAAGCAUCCUUAUAAAGAAGUAUGGGGCUCUAAUGGGGCACCGGCGUCCAUUUGUGGAGAGUCUGCGUAGCUAUGGCAACUCCCUGCUGCUCCUUCCCGCCUUCUCCUACAGCCACAACACUCCUGUGUGCCUGCGGGCCUUCUACACCAUGGAGGACUUUGAAAGCCCAAUCCAGCCCAUCUUCUUCAACCCUGAGUACCUUGAGAAACUGGCGCUUUUCUGGCGCUCCCAAGGCCUCCGAGCAGUGCGGCUCAGCACCGGCAUAAUGAUGGCUAGCAUGGCGCUGGAACUCUGUGCCAACGUGCAUCUGUAUGGGUUCUGGCCCUUCAGUAAUCACCCACAUAACUUCCAAGCCCUGACUAACCACUACUAUGAUAACCAACCAGCUACAAGAGGAUUCCAUGCCAUGCCAACUGAGUUUGACCUCUUGUUGCGGCUGCACACUCAGGGGGUGCUAAAGCUUCACCUGGGAAAAUGUCAUCCAGGUGCAAAGUAAGUUCCCAGACUAAGAGGCAGCUGACAGGACUGGAGCAAAGUGCCUUCUUUGUAGCCUCAGGAAGAAACCAGUCACACAUAAAGUCUUUCAGAUUCAUUCUUUAUUGU
This is a messenger RNA of Morone saxatilis (striped sea-bass), 921 nucleotides long. RefSeq names its product alpha-2,8-sialyltransferase 8F-like. NCBI's taxonomy places the organism in Eukaryota, Metazoa, Chordata, Actinopteri, Moronidae. The record is from RefSeq and is a predicted model, not a curated record. Gene Ontology annotation, biological process: oligosaccharide metabolic process; N-glycan processing. Gene Ontology annotation, molecular function: alpha-N-acetylneuraminate alpha-2,8-sialyltransferase activity.